AGUCACUAAACAAAGGGUUAAAGCGCUUCUUUAAGAAAAGCUUAUGCCUUUCAACUUUAUGCUAACACAGUGCUUUGCUUCACACUAAUCAACAUUAGCAGAGGAAAGCUCAGGUUUUGCGAAGAGAAGUUUUAAGCUUUCCCUGUAACUUUUCAACAAAAUGACAAAUGGUGUGUGUUUGAAUUUGUGAGGAGGGUUCCAUUUUUGUUUUUAUGCGAUCGAGUACAAGGGUAGCUUUGGAUACUUUGCUUCAUGAAAGAAUGAAAGUGUAUUUGUUGGGUUAGCUUCCAUUUCUUGGAAAAAGGAGGGGUUUUGGCAAUUGUAAUUGAAGUGGGUAUCUGUUUAUUUUGGGGAAGAAAAAGGAUGAUUCAGUUGUUGUUUUUGGUGCUCUUUGCUGAGGGUGUUAUGACAUUCCUUUUGUUAGUGAAGAUUGGGCCAUUGAGAGAUCUUGUGAUGAAGACACUGGAUCAGUUGAAGAUGGGAAAGGGUCCUGCUACAGUGAAAACCAUUGCUGGUACCAUGUCUGUGAUUCUCCUUUCAAGUCUCAUGAGUAUUGUUAAGAUCCAGAAUAAAGGUGCUAAGCUUGGAACCAUGUCACCCAUGGAUCAAGUUCUGUGGAGGACCCACUUGCUUGAGGCUUCUCUCAUGGGUUUUACAUUAUUUCUUGGUUUCAUAAUUGAUCGGGUGCAUCAUUAUCUUCAAAAGCUUAUUAAGUUGAGGAGUAAUGUGGGAGCUUCUAAAGAAGAAAUGGAAAGCCUUCAGAAAGAAAAGGUGGAUCUUAAAGAAAAGGAAGAGAAUGCUUCCAAGGAGAUAAAGCAGCUGAAGGAACAAAUUUCAGCUGUUUCAGGAAGUUUGAAAAAGGUGAAGUUAGAAUCUGAAGAGAAGGACAAAAGGGUUGAGACUGCUGAAGCUCAUGUUACUUCCCUCCAAAAGCAAGCCGCAGACCUACUACUUGAAUAUGAUAGACUCUUGGAAGAUAACCAAAAUCUUCAAGCUCAAGCAUCAAGACACAAGAAUUGAUAAAAGAAUUAGGAUUCUUUGAACCAAGUUUUGGAGAAGAGAUAUCAGCUUGACCAUCAUUGAUUUUGUUGCAAGAUCAUCUUAAUUAUGCAAAAAAGAGAAAGAAAAAAGAAUUUUUUUGGCCCUUCUUGAAAAUGCAAGUUUGACCAAAAUGGCUUGAAAUGAUGCCUCUUCCUUGCCCUUCAAUUAAAAAUGAGAAGUAGCAAGUUCUUUAUCACAUUCUUCUUAACACUAUUUAUUAUUAAUUGAAAAUUAUGAGUGGGGGUUCAUUAAAUUAGAAUUGAAACUCAUAAUUUAGUGAUUGUUAUGCCUUAUGUGUCAGUUUUUUGUUGCAAGGGGAGGAAUCAGACAGGAAAUGAGAAUAGGUGAUUUGGGUUCAGCCAAAAAGCUUGGGGCCCCAAGCUUACAGAUUUUGCAGUUUCUAGCUUGAAACUGCCCUUCACCUCCCGCGAAUCUUUUUACUUUGUCCAUCAUUUUGGUGUUACGUCAUUGCCUGACAUGUGAAUGUGAUACCAUCUCUGUUUUUUUUUAACUUUUUAUUUGAGCCAGAUAUAAUUUUAUACUUCAGGAUUUUGGGAGGGACAAAUGUGGAUCAAUAAUAGAAAAAAAAAAAAAAAACUCGUUAAAUC
This is a messenger RNA of Abrus precatorius (Indian licorice), 1649 nucleotides long. RefSeq lists its product as uncharacterized. The transcript has 3 exons. NCBI's taxonomy places the organism in Eukaryota, Viridiplantae, Streptophyta, Magnoliopsida, Fabales, Fabaceae. Gene Ontology annotation, biological process: endoplasmic reticulum to Golgi vesicle-mediated transport; intracellular protein transport. Gene Ontology annotation, cellular component: endoplasmic reticulum membrane; endoplasmic reticulum. The coding region runs from base 364 to 1020 and encodes 218 amino acids. The record is from RefSeq and is a predicted model, not a curated record.